Molecule: messenger RNA, 16088 nt
Organism: Bufo bufo (common toad)
Lineage: Eukaryota; Metazoa; Chordata; Amphibia; Anura; Bufonidae
Product: dynein beta chain, flagellar outer arm-like
Exons: 98
Coding region: 75-15908 (5277 amino acids)
Biological process (GO): microtubule-based movement
Cellular component (GO): dynein complex
Molecular function (GO): dynein light intermediate chain binding; minus-end-directed microtubule motor activity; ATP binding
Source: RefSeq, a predicted model, not a curated record
GGUGAAACUGCUGAGGUGAGGGGCGCCGUGCUGCUGCUGUGGGUCCACUUCUGUUUAUACCAGUUGUUGCAAGAAUGGAUGAACUACUACAUUGGAUUGAAAUCAGGGUGACGUCAUCUUUGAGACCACGGGCUGAUGACCUGAAAGCUCUGCUUCUAGAUCGCACAUACAGGAACAACCUCUGUGAAUUUCUGAAGAAUGAAGAUGUCCACACAUUAUAUAUUUUUUUCAAGCUUGAAAAGGCAUCUCUUGCAGCCUCGGUUCGACCUCCUUCGACAUUACAGAGUAAAUGCAUAUGCUUUGUCAAGCUGGCAUCUGCAAUUACACUCACAACUGAAAACAUAGGUAAUCAAGUGAUAUCUGUGGACUGUGCUAAAUUUCCUCUAAGGUACUUUGACUCGGUUCUCCAUCAAGUCUUCCUGCCACUCCUCAGCAACGACAGUAUUACAGUUGAAUCACAUAGCACUGAUAAGAUUAUUGAAAUUUUGCAUAGGUUCACUGGAAACCUGGAAGUUAUAGCAGGCCAUGCAGAGGGCUCCAUUGUGCUUCCCAUUCCCUCAACUGAACUGCUACAAAACACUACAUUACUCAACAAACAAGGAGCUGCAAUACACAUUAUGGAAAGCACAGUAAUUGGUUGGAUAAGGCAGAUCAAGGUUGUACUUAAACAUGACCCCUUUGCAGAGAUCAAGUCCAAGGGGGUAUUUGCAGGGAUUUACCAUGAAAAAGAAAUGUGGGAAGUUCAUAUUCACAACCUAGAAUCUAUCAAAAUGCAGUUAAAUUCUGCUGAAGCCAAAGAAAUCGUCUGCCACCUGGAGCAGGCAAAAAGUAUGUAUGGAAAAUCCAUUACAUCGGUGACUCAGGAUGUGAAGAAAGCACAUAAUGAAGCAACAGAAAAUUUGGCAUUUUUGAAAACCCUAACUCAUUGUUACGAUGAGCUGAAGUCUGCUGAGACUCCAAAAGAGAAGAAGAAAUGCUUCUUUCUAAUCUUACAUAAUUUAUACUUGGUUUGGAUACAUUCAAGAUAUUAUCAUCAACCCAAGGUAUUUGCAAAUCUUCUCAGGCUAAUGUCUAAUGAAGUGAGUGAGAUAGCAAAGUGUCUCUUGGGAACUAAUAUAUUAGACAGUCCUCAGGCUUACAGUUUGCUUAAGGAAGCUUUAAAAAUAUGUGCAACUUUCCGCGGAAAUUAUCUUGAUGUAAAAAUUAAGGCUGAUGAAAUCAAUGUGAAUAAGAUGGAGGAAAUUGCUUCUCUAAACAAAAACAAAAAGUCAAUGGAAGCAUCUCAGAGCGUUAAGAUGUAUGAAGUUCCAACUCCAUGGGUGUAUGGACGCGACCAAUUCUCUGAUUAUAAGAAGCUGGAAAAUGAUGACUCUGUUUGGAUAGAUUCUCCCUGGCCUCUGCACAAUGCUCCCUGUUUUCAGAAUAUGAACAUGUUUAUGGAACGGUGCAAUGAUGUUCUUGAUGUGGUGGAGACAAUGAAACAUUUUGAGGCUUUAAGUGAUGUAGCUGUGAUAGGCGGUGCAGGAACCCCAAGUUAUGAUGCCAUGUUACAAGAAAUCUGGAGCUCAUAUUGCCAGGCCAAAGAAUCUUUUAUGAAUCAAGUUACAGAUGUUUUAACUGCUGGUAAAAACAGUACUUUUCAGAAAGCAUUUUUUGACUUGAGAACUACAAUAAAGAGCCUGGGACAUCAGCUCGGAAAUAUUAUUAGAAAUAGUCUUGAUCAGUGUCCUACUAUGGCUUCCCAGCUCAAGCUGCUGGAAUUGUUUGAAGGAGUCACCAGAAGAGAUGUUGUUAAGGAUCAUCUAAAGGAUAAAGAUCACUGCCUUCUUAAUAUGUUUCUAGAAGAACUCAGACAGGUGAAAGACAUGUACCAAACAAUGGCAAGCAAUCCACCUUUGCAUUUGAAUAUGACUCCCACUAUCAGUAAACUCUUAUGGAUAAAGGGACUUCGAGCAAGAAUCUAUGAUCCGAUGGUGAAGUUGAGGACAGUGUCACCGUUAACUCUUGAAGGGGACAAGGGCUGGGAACUAAGACAUCUCUAUACUGAACUGUCCGAUGAACUGGAAAGAUUUGAGAACAAACUGGUGACAUCUUGGCUGUCUGCUGUGAACAAAGAACUGAAUGACUCGUUAAAACUUCCAUUACUUAAGUCCUCUGCUUCAAGCCAUGAUCCUGUAGAAUAUCUGUACGCAAUAGAGGUCAAUCUUAACUCCGAUCUGCUGGUCUACCUACGUGAGGCAGAGUACUUUCUGAAACCUCCAUUCACGUUGAUGCUCCCUGAAUCAAUUGGAUGUCUUAUCAGCCAUAUGAAUAACAACAGGUUUAAAGUGCUUUGUACUCGCUUGGAAAUGGUGGCAUCCAAGUACAAUGAAGUGCUAAAAACAAUUUCUCAUCACCAGAGGGCGCUGUUUGAGAAGAAAUUACUGAAGAUCUCUGAGAUUUUGAAAGAUGGAAUGAACGUUUUCACUUGGAGCAUGGAUGAGAGCAUGGAUUAUACUGAACUUGCAACUUCCUACAUUUGUACAGACCUCUAUAAGAACUUCAGUAUUGUUACAAAUAAUUACAAAUCCAUUAGCGAGAUCACUGCAGCAUGGUGCACAGCAAAUCUUGAUGUUUUUACAUGCCGGGAAUCCCACAGGAGCUAUUCUAUCAGUGAAUUAAUAUCCGAGCAAAAGAAAAUUGAAUAUGAGCUGGAAGCGUUACUCUUUCCUGAUGGACAAAAAAUUCACACCCUUGUUCAGCAGUCCUUUACAGCGUGUUGUAUUAGUGAAGCAUCACCUGCAUGGCAGGAAUUCAUUAUGCACAUUGAUGCCAUCGUUCUGCAAGGUCUAAAGAAAGUUACUAUAUCUAGCCUGGCUGCACUGCUAAAUACAUUGCUGGACUACCAUUAUGUACCUGCUCUUAGCAUCGACGUUGAAUUGAUUAAUGGUGAAGUCGCCUUUAAUCCACCACUUGAUAAAAGCACUUCUGAUACAAGUGUGAUCGAGAAUAUAGAGGAAUGGCUUAAAAUGUUUCUCCUUAGAGGUUCACAUAUAAAGGGACUUUCAUCUACAGUUAAGGGAGGAUAUCAAGUAUAUGUGUCAGAAGAUGAUGACGCUUUGGAGUUAGUUGGCCACAUACUACAGCAAGUGGACAAUGGUGUUAUUGAGUGUCAGGCAUUUUUAAACGGUUUAAACAAAUAUUCCUAUUUAUGGAAGAAGGAUGUUCAUGAACAAUUCCAAGAUUUCCUGCAUGGAAAGCAAAUAGUUAAGACAUUACCAGGACAGGAACAUGCUGGGAAUGAGCUACCACUAACAAACAACAAUGGCUCUGCAGAUAUAAAGUCUCACGCUAGUUCAUUGAUAGCAGCAGAAAGAGCAUUUAUUCUGCCUGCAGUUACAGCAGAGAGUGAUGGACCACUGUUAGAAGACUUUGACUCUAAAAUCUCUGCUUACAAGGAUGCCAGAGACAGCAUUCAAAUACUCCCAGAUCAUCAGCAAUGCAGAUGGAUUCUAGUGGAUUUUCGUCCUAUCAAGCAGGUUCUUAGUGCUUAUGCCCUCCAGUGGAUGUGGAUCUUUACAAAGUACCUCAUAGACCAGACAACUUCUACAUUAAAAAGCUUAGAUUCUUUUUUGAGAAGUACUGAACCUCAGAUAGAAAGUAUAACAGGGGAAGAACGGGAUACAGGAUCUUUCAUGAAGAUGAUGCGUCUUUUUAAUGAGGUUUCUUCCAAGCAAGUGGAAAUGGAGGUGCAGUUCGCUGUGUUGCAGAAGACAGUGACUCUUUUAGGAAAGCAUCUGAUGUCUCUUCCAGCAGAGAGUGACGUUCUUUAUAGGACAAUGCCUGCACGCUGGAACAGUAUGAAAACCAAGGUGUCACUUGCCAAGCAACGUCUGGGUCCUAGGAUACAGCACGAAGCUGACAUAGUCACCAGGGAUUUAGAACUGUUUCAACGUACGCUUGAUGUUCUGGGCUCUGAUAUUGAGACUUCUGAGGUAUACAACUAUGAAUGCACAUCACGGGAAGCCUUUAGAAUCAUUUAUAAUUUCAACGCUCGGGUUCAAAUCUUGCAAAACGAAGCAAAGGACCUAAAAGAACUUCAAGAGCUUCUGGAGGCUACGGUGGUUGAUUUCUCCAUUUUAAACAACUGUGAAGACCUGCUGCAGAAACUCAGCCUUGUGUGGAAACAUGUAGAUUCAAUUCUUCAAGAGCAGGACAUAUGGAAGAAGGAGUUGUGGCAGAAUAUGAACACAGAUGAAAUUUACAAAAGGACAAAAAAACAUCUAGCUCUUUUGCAGUCUUUUCCUGGAGAGAUCCAAGAAUGGGAUGUUUACAAGAAAGUGUUGGAAGUUGUCAAUAUCAUGCAUAUGACCUUGCCUUUAAUAGAAGACCUCAGUAAUCCUGCAAUGAGGACAAGACAUUGGAACCAACUUGUCCGCCAGACUGGGGGCAUGCUUCGAGUUACUGCCGAUAGCCUAAAGGCAAUGACCCUGGGUGAUCUACUUGCUAUGGACUUACAGAAGCACAUAGAAGAUGUAAGGACAACUGUACAGAGAGCCAUUCGAGAUGUGACAAUUGAAAGCUCCUUGAAGAACUGUGAAGAAGUCUGGCUAAGUAGAAUAUUUGACCUUAGUCCUCACAGCAGACUCUUAUCACCCAGGAAAAUGGAAAAUGAGGAAAUUACCAGUUCAAUUUCUGGUAGUCACUACACCAAAGGAGACAUAAACCGUAAUACAACAACUGGAAAAGGCAGCCGAAGGCUUAGUAAGCAAUCAGACCGUGGAUUUCACCUUUCCAGAAAGACAGGCAGGGGUAGCACGCUGUCCUUAUAUGAGUCUCUGAAACAUAUAGAGGAGUUUGGUAAAGUUCUGCUCAUAAGAAACACAGACUCUAUAUUCGAGGAACUAGAACAUCACCAGUUGGUGUUGACAAGCAUACAGCCCUAUGCAGAAGCUGGAUCCUUCCUGGAUGAUGUGACCAAAUGGCAGAAGAAGUUGCAAGUCAUUGAGACAACUGUUCAUCUGUGGCUGUCUGUUCAGGAGAAGUGGACUCAGAUGGAAGAGGUUUUCUCUACCUUAGCAUUCCGGGUAGCCAUGCCAAGAGAAGCCAAUUUGUUUGCUGACGUCCAUCACCAUUUUUGUCGGCUAAUGAAAUCGGUUGAAGAGAAUACAAACAUCUUGCAGAACUGCACACGAAGAGGGUUGCAGUCUCUGCUAGAGAUGAUGAACUAUAAACUUGAACGCUGUCAGCGUGCUGUUCGACUUCACUUGGAACAAAAGCGACAGGUUUUUCCAAGACUCUUUUUGUUAUCCUUGGAAGAUACUCUCAACAUUGUGUGUUAUGGAUAUGAUCUGGAAGUUAUAAGUGGCUAUAUUGUGAAGAUAUUCAGGCAUGUGCAAAGUCUUAUUUAUCAAACAAACUCUCAAGAAGGUUGCCACCAGAUUGUGGGUGUAAGAAGUUUUUUAGGAGAGGAGCUAUAUCUUACCAAGCCUCUUGAAUGUAGCAGCCCUGUGGAGAACUGGCUUCCACAGCUUGUAAAUAGCAUAAAAGAAUCUCUUCAACAUCAUCUGUGGGCAGCAAUGGAGAACACAACAAGAAGAAGAGAGAUACACAGUGCAGGGGCCCGGCGGGUGGUGAUAAACAAAACGGUCUCCAAAGAAGAAGCUGCAGAAGAGCAGAGAAAAAUGAGUCUGUCCCCGAAAGAAGAAAGUCUUUCCAUAAAAUCUCAAGGUGAUGGACACCAGGAAUCCAAGCAUUGGCUCCUCAAUACACUGAGUGAUGUUGCAUACCUUUAUACUCAGAUAAAAUUCUGCCAAGAAUUUUAUGGAGACAGUGAACAUAGUAAAGACACUGUCCAGGCCUGCCUUAAGAUUCUGACAGAAGGAAUUGAGCAUGCUGCCAAGAUAUUAAAUGAAAUUCCCCAGAAAGACAUUCUGCUGCAUUCUGAAAGGACCUCAAAGGCAGAGUGGAAAGGAAAUGGGCAAGUUGGGGAUACGAACUUGGGCAAUGAGCAAGAAGAUGGCCUGGUUUCUUUUAAACCUUCAUUGUCUACAAAGGAUGUAUUGAACCUCACUAAUCAUAUCCUGCUACUACUAUAUCAGCGUGAUGUUGUAAAAGAAAUACAGUUGGGAGCAACAUCUGGAUGGAAACAAAGCCUGGCACUUUGUUAUGAACAGGAUGAUAACACUAAGGACAUUACUGUAAAGAUUGGGGAUAUUAAACUUCACUAUGGUUAUGAGUACCAAGGGUCAGCUGAGCAUAUGUUCAUCACACCACUAACUGAACGGAUCUUUCUAAGUGUUAUGGGUGCAGUGUCUGCUGGAAUUGAUGCCAUGUGUAUCGGACCACAGGCCUCUGGGAAAAAGUCUACCAUCCAAGAGUUAUCUCUCGCACUGGGAAAACCUCUGUUCAGCUUUCAUUGCACAAAGAACUCAGAUCACAGCAUUUUGAAAGACAUCUGCAAAGGACUAGCUUCCUCGGGAGCCUGGGUUUGCAUAAAUGGAAUUGAACAGCUACCUAAACCAAGCAUGAUGUUGCUAGCACAGUUUCUGACACAAAUUCAAUCAGCAAGACAUUUUGGGAAAGAAGCAGUGACUUUACAGUUGGAAGAAGUCCCUUUAAACCCAGCAGGUGCAUGCAUUGCAAUCAUUAAAAGGUCUUCUUGGGCCACUUUGCCUACAAACAACUACUGUAACUCAUAUCUACCUGAUAAGUUUCUGAAUUGUUUUCGAAUAGUCGGAGUUGGUGAAUUUCCUGUCAGGUUCAUUCUUGAGGCAAAACUCCUUCUAAAAGGAUUUUCAAAUGUUGCGGGUUUGGCUCAAAAACUCUGUGCCAUAUUGGAUUCUUUCUCAAAAUUAUAUAACGCAGAUGUGAUAGGAUUUGAUUCAUCUAUAAAUGGAAAAAAAGUUGGCUUUUCAAUUUCUGAGCUCAACAAUCUCCUUAAUGAGGCCAGUCAUACUCUAAAGUAUCUGUGUAAAUGCCACUCGGAGAACCAAGGUAAAGACUUGGAAAGUAUGCAAGAAAACGUCAAGCAGACCCUUGAGGAUAGAGCAGUGGUCGCUGCAAUACAGAAUUGCUGGUUAUCAAAAUUAUCGAAUAAUGAAGCAAGUGCUUUAAGGUCAUUUAUGAGUGCAGAGUGGCCAAGCAUCCUGAAUUCCCUGAAUGACUCAUGUAACACUGUUAUGUUUAAUAAUGAACCAGAUGGUCUGAUCCCUGCAGUCAUUGCUGGAAAAUAUGGUCCUGGACAGCAGGUUCCCUCAUCUGAACGUACAGAAGAAACCAGCGUCCCGAGUGCCAUAAUAAAAGCUGCAGAAAAAUGUCAUAUUUUUCCCAGUAACACAUUUGUAUCCAAAGUUUCCCAUCUGGUUCAGCUGGCACCAAAAUACCAAACAGUGGCAGUGACAGGGCCCGCUGGCUGUGGGAAGACUACAUGUAUCAAAAUGUUCAUGGAAACACUCUCCAUGCAAGGCAAGAUUGUUAAGGCAGAUACGGUUUACACCAAAGCUCUUCAGACUGGCCACUUAUUGGGGUUUAUAAAUAAAGUCAAUGGGUGGAAUGAUGGGUUGUUACCGCAGUUGUUAAGAACAUGCUGUAAACCUUGUACAGUAACUGAUACUAAGCAAAUGAGCAUUCUGCACUUGGAUGGAGAGGUAAAUGGUGCGGAAAUGGAGAUUAUGCAGAACUUAUUCUGUGGAGAAGAAUUUUUUAUCUCAGCAAACAAUGAGCAGAUAAGGAUCUCCGACUCAGUUCUUGUUUUCUGGGAGCUUGAAACAUUAGCUAAUGUGAGUCCUUCAGUUUUGUGCUGUGUGGGCAUCCUGGCCAUGACAAGUGAUGAUAUAGAUUGGAAAUUGCCUCUCAAAAUGUGGAUGAAAACCCAUGCGGAAGACCGUCAGUUGCAUCUACUCCAGCUUGCUGAGACAUACUUAGAGCCUAGCUUGCAGUUUCUCCGAGAUCACAACAUUUUUCAUAAACUUGAAAAUGGAAGCAGCGGGACACAAAGAGAUGUUUUCCUUUGUGAAGCAAAUGUACUAAGGACAUUCUGUAGGGUCUCUGAGGCUUUGGCACAGCAAGUUCCUGAUAUGCUGGUUGAAGAUAUCAAGAAGUAUUUCAUAUUCUCCUGCAUAUGGUCUUUUGGAGGAUGGUUGGACUCUAAUGAAAGAACUUUAUUUAGCAACUGGUGGAGAAGGACAUUCAGGAGCCAUGCAACAUUUCCUGCAGAAGGAGAAGUCUGGGACUAUCACAUUGACACUGAGACGAGACAUUUUGUCAGAUGGCAUGACAUACUGUCCUCUUACGCCGUUAGUCAUGGGCAAAGUGUGGCCUCUGAGGCGUUCGUUCACACAGUACACAGUGAGCAACUCCUGUACCUUUCAAGCUUGUUGAUUACAUCUGGUUGUCCUGUUCUAUUUGCUGGAGAUGGAGGAUGUGGCAAAUCCGCUAUCAGUCAGGAGCUACUGAAUGGUCUAUGCUUGGGUGAUGUUGCAGAGAUGUCUGAGCUAAGAAUUCCCAUCAACAGUUCUACGGAUCCUCGGAGACUAUGGGGAUGUUUAAAAGACCGAUUAGAAUGGCGACAUGGCACAUUGCAUACACCAGCAGGAAACAAGAAAUUGUUAUGUUUGCUUGAUGACCUCAACCUUGCUAAGGUCAAUGAGGAUGGUUAUCAGCCAGCUUGUGAGUUUGUUCGGCAGCUUCUUGACCAAAAAAGAAUAUUUGAUCCCACCACUUUGAAAUGGAAAACCAUAGAAGGCAUAAUAUACCUGGCAACUUGGAACACAGCAACAGUUUCCAGUUCACCAGAGCAAAGUCGUCUCCUCAGACAUUUCUGUUCCUUUCACUGCAAGUACCCAAGUCAAAGUGAACAGCUUGGGAUAUUCAGCAGCCUACUGAAUGCUCACUUUGUGCCAGGAGUAACAGAACACAAGGUUGACAGUUCAGGCGCUGUGUCUACUAAUCACCUCCAGGAAUUAAUUUUAGCCAUUACAAAAGUUUCAGUAGAGCUACAGGAAAGACUGAGGACUGUGUUCCUGGGGACGUCUCAGCGAUGUCACUACAUAUUUACACUUCGUGACCUUGCAAAAAUAUUCAGAAACAUCUGCUUGUCUUUGGAUGGAAAGACCACAAAGGAAAAGCUUCUGAGCCUUUGGAGACAUGAAUGUGAUUGGGUAUAUGGCCACAGGAUGUCUACUGCAGUGGAUUAUAGCAGAUAUGUGCAGGAGCUGACCAUAACUGUACAGAAAGUUUUUAUAAUUGAAGAAGAGGUUCGGAUCAUUCUAAGUUCCCAGCAGCCCCUCUUCAGUAACAUUGUGGAGGAUGACGGUGGACUAAUCACUACUGUAGCUAGACAGCAGGACACAAAUUUAUGGAGGCGAAGCGAGAAGGCCAGCAGCGCCAGUCAUGUCCUAGACGGGUACCAGCAAACGUUUGAUUUAGUCCAUGUGAAGCAGUUGCUAACAGAGGCGCUGAGAGAAUACAACAAAGUGAAUCCCAGACUGAGCAUCACAUUUUAUCAGUGUGCAAUUAAUCUACUGUGCCGCAUGGCACGUAAUCUUUGGAGUUUCCACGGCAGUGCCCAUACACUACUUUGUGGAGAGGGCUGUCCACGGUAUAGCUAUGCACUUGCCCGACUUGCAGGACAUCUGUCAGGAUUCAAUGUAGUUCAGCUCGGCUCACACACUAAAAUGGAGGAUGAGGAACAGAGAAGUCGAAUUCUCAAAUCUCAACUUGUAGAUUUGUAUAUAAAAGCUGGAUUAAAGGGCCAGAAGACUCUCCUGCUUCUCACAGAAGAGCAAAUAGACCUUACAGCACUAGUUUACAUAACAGAAUUUGUUGUAUUUGGAUCUGUCUCACAUCUUUUUACACUAGAGCAACAGGCAACAGUAGCCAACGCCAUGAGAAGCGAGAUAACUAAUGCUGGGCUGACAUACUCCAAAGAAAAUGCUUGGAACCUCUUUUUGCAGUCUGUGCAGCUGAAUAUUCGCUGGCUUCUCAUUCAGAGUGACACAGGCUCUACAUUUUAUAAAUGGUGUACUGAAUUUUCAUCACUUUUUAAUGCACUGAGCGUUUAUUAUGUCCCUAAAUGGUUGCGAGAAGACCUAGUAGAACAUGCAAGCUAUCAUAUUCAAGAUUUGAGCAUGUUGACCAAGCAGGAAAUUGAAAAUGUGUGUCAUCUCUUAUCAUCCAUGCAUCUUUCUGUCACUGAGCAUGCCAGGUCGACCGACCAAAAUUAUGGAAAUCUAACUAAUGCAAACUUUGAGAAAUUUGUUCAGUGUUUCAGAGCCCUUCUACAAGAUCAGUAUGUCUUAAUAAAGAAGGAGCAUAAGAUGGCUGUGGAAACUCUCAGCUGCAUUGACAAAAAACGUAAAACGUAUGAAAAACUGACUGAUGAACUGACACAUGAAAAGAAUGUACUUGAACAACACAAAGAAGUAACAUUGAAAAUAUUACACCAGAUUGCUCAGGACAAGGCUGUGGUGGAACAGAAGAUUCAUGUUGUCUAUCGACAGUUAGAGAAGAUCAAAAAGUUCAAAUUGCUGCUCCCAGAAUAUCAAGUUGCACUAGAGAAAUCUGAAUUCAAAUGCUCUGCUUUAAUAGUAAAUAGUAAGGAACUGGUGCAAAACAUCAAUAUAACAGCUUUAGGAGAAUUGCGUGCAAUGCAGAAGCCAGGCGUAGACCUUGAAGAGCUGAUGGCAUCUAUCAUUAUAAUUUUGAAGUCCCCUAAUGCUGAUCUGACAUGGGCAAAGGGAGCUAAGAGGCAGAUGGCCAAUAUAGAUCGCUUCCUGAAUGAACUGUCUACUUUCCACACUUCACAGCUAUCUCAGUCUACAUUGGAGCUCCUUGACACAAACACAAAGAAAAUCCAGUUUACACCUGAGAACAUGGAGAGGAAGACAGCUGGUAAUGCAGCAGCAGGGAGUCUUAUGAGAUGGCUCCAAGGUGCAGUGCAGUAUUACAGGAUUCUGACUUCUAAGGUAAAACCGUUACGAAGCAAGGUGUCAGAAAUGACUCUUGCUUUAGAAGAAGCAGAACAGAAAAUGACAACUUUACAGCAGAGAAAGAAGUCUCUUCUUUUAAGACUGGCUGACCUGGAGAAAGGCUUUGAAGAAGCAACAAUGCAUAAAAACAAGCAACAACAACGAACUAUGGAAAUAGCCCAGAAGCUGGAUCGAGCAGCAAAAAUAGCUCAACUUCUUGACGAGGAGAAUAAGAGAUACACUGCUAUUGUAAGCUCCCUUCCAGACAGGCUCAGUGGGAUCCCUGGAAGUACAGCCCUGGCAGCAGGAUUAGUGUCGUACCUUGGUACUUACGAGCACCACUUUCGACAGCUCAUGCUAACAGUGGAAUGGCCCAUGGCUGUAAAAGAGAGAGGUUUUCCAUUCAUGAUAGACUCGAUUGAUCCAGACAAAGGACGCGUGAUUGAGUUCUCAGUUAUAUUCGCCUGUGGAUCUCCAGUGGAUAAUUCGGAAAGCACGUCAAGUGGUGGGCAACAAGAAGAUGAAGGGAAACAUAAUGUCAGUGUGGAGAAUGGUAACAAUCAUACAGACCAAGUCUCUUCAAAUCAAUUGUCAUUGCACAGACAAUGUUCACCCAUUAUUACUGAUGAGCUUUAUAUGGACUUUGUAAAAGCUCUAAUAAUGAGAAUUGUAAAAGCUGAUGACCUUCAAAAAUGGUCCGCAAAAGACUGGACUCCUCAGCAGAUGGAAAAUGCAGCUAUACUUUACUUUUCUUGGCAGCGUCCGGUUAUAUUGAUAGAUCCAUGUUUCAGUGGAGAGAUGUGGGUUCAGGAAAUCCUUAGGACAUCCCUAGCAAAGCCAUUAUCUUCCAUAAAUCUCCAAGCACGUAGUCAAGGAAGCAAUGUUUUGGCACCAAUUGAGAAGACAAUUUCUUCUGGUGGCCCAUUGAUUUUAAGCAACUACUGCAGCAAAUGGGAUGACUUAAUGAUGCCUCUCAUUGACCACUGUUACGCAGCUAAUGACAAAAGCAGUCAACAAGGGUCUUCCUCAAUAAUCUCAUUUAAUGGACAUAGACUUCUCUGUGCUGAUGACUUCAAGCUCUACUUAACUGCCUGUGAACUGGAGCCCCAUCUCAACACUACCAUAAAUUCAGGAACAACCAUUAUAAAUUACAAUUUAUCUAAAGGAAGUCUGCUUGAGUUGCUUAUUAGAAGAGCAUUUGUAAAACUCCAUCCUAAUCUGUGCAACCAGUUUGUUGAAAUGGGAAACAUUAUCUUGAAACACCAGCAAAGCAUAAAGGAACUGGAGAAGAAAAGUAGAGAAUGUUUACUCUCCUCAGAAUUAAACAGUGGGCAUGAUGAUGUCCAUAUUAUUACACUUUUCGAAGAGAAGAAUAAAGUUUCAGAAGAACUUGAAAGGGCUAAAUCAUGUCAUAAUGACCUGCUGAAAAAGAGAGAUGAACUGUACCCGUUGGCACGGAGAGGAGCCCUAUUUUAUUCCAUUUUGCAGUCUCUAUGGACUCUUGCAGAUGAAUAUUGCUUUACCUUAGAUUUCUUCCUGAAGCUAUUUGACUCCGCUUUUGAAACAAGUAAAGAUACACAGAUGAAGGGUGGCAUUGUUCAUGAAGAUGCUCCAGUGGCAGCUCCACCUUUCAGUGAUUAUGAAACUGAUGGUCCAGUCUUUGAAACAAUGAAUCACGGUGAAUAUGCAAAAGAGACUGAAGGUAGUGUACCUGCGUUCACUGGUCGACUUCCCUCCAAACUUGCAGACUCACAUGACUCUAUCAUGUCUCCCCAUGACAUAAGUAAAAUAAUGGAUUCAUUAACCAAGACAAUGUACCAAGCCAUAAUUCAGAGUCUUCUCCCUGAGCAUUGUGUCCAGGCAUGUGCCCUUCUUUUUCUCUAUACAGAACACAUGGAGAAUAAUAAAGUCAUAACAGAGGAAGAGCUUGCUUUCUUCUCAAAAGGUACACCAGGUGAAAGAGAGAACGGUAUAAUUCGUCUUCCUGCAUGUGGUGAUGUGGGAUCUCCGUUGGAUGACUUCCACUACUUACUGGUGAUUCGUGCAGCUUGGCCAGACCGCUUUCCUGAUGCUUUAUGCCGAUAUGUUGAAAGAUUGUCCAGUGACCUAGAAUUUCAUGAUCUCUGCCCAGGCAUUAAUAACAUAGCUGUAUUGGAGGAAAAUACAUUUGGUGUUUUAGUUCUUGAACCUUCUAACAAAGCCAACAUGCAUUCACCUGGUGGCGCUAUAAUGAGAUGCAAAGCCAAAAAGGCAAUUUGCCGUGCAGCAAAGGAGAAAAGCAUACCAUUGUUCACAGUCGGUAUGAUGAAUGGAAAUGAGGAAGAGGUGAAAACGGCACUAAAUGACACAAUGAAUCACAAUGGCUGGCUCAUUAUAGAAAAUCUUCAUCUGGCAUCAAAAGCCAGGCUGAAGAAUCUCUCCAACAGCCUGAAAUAUGCUGCAAAAAUGCGAGUUUCACAGAAAGAAGAGAGGCAGUUCUGUGUGUGGCUUACUUCUGAAUUGGGGGCAUCUAUUCCACAGGACUUCCUAGCACAUCUUAAAAAGGUGUCCUGGCAUUUCCUACUGUUGAACCAGAUGAACAGAAAACCAUUAAUGAGUGAUGUGAUAUUUACUGAUUCCCUGCCACGAGUACUAUAUUCAGCCAUUCUAUCAGCCCUGGAUCAGAUACAGGCAGAGACAUGUAUUAAAGUGAAGAUGAGUCCCUUCACAAUACAAAGACUUUUCUAUGCAGUUUGCGUACUGCAUGGAUUUCUCCAAACGCAAAGAACAUAUCCCAAAACUGGUUUGAACCACUUACUAGAAACAAGUCCUAUGCAACUACAUCAGGCCCUGAAUACAAUCUUGUCUACCUAUGACAAAAUGAAACACUGUGAUAAGAACUUUAUUGAAGCAGUGAUGGAAGAAGUAAACUUGGUAUAUGCUUGUCUUGCUCUGACGACGGACGACGCGGCUUAUAUUCAAGCUGUUGUGUAUAAAAUCCUAUCAUGCAUCCUAGAGAAACAAGAAUAUUUUGUCAUCAACUGCCUAAGCAUUCCUAUUCCAUCUGCUGAUGUGGACCCUGCACAGUAUUAUAGCUGGUUAAUAGACCACAUGCCAAGAGAAGAGUCCCUUUUGUCAAAGACUUCAGAGGGAGUUGCUGACAGAAAUGCAUCACAUUUUCUGCAGGACCUGUCGGGAUUGUAUGAUGCACUAAGACGUUCGCCAUCAAACAUCCUUGAAGAUGGUCAUUCUGUACAACAGUUGGCUGAUUUGCGUGCAGUCAUUGAUACAGUGUUAGAGAAACUUCCUCCAUUGAUACAGGUCUGUCAAGAUACUGAAAGUUAUAAAAAUAUUGAUGGUAUUGAUGAGUCUCUCAAAGGAGGAGUUUCCAUACAUCAUGGAGCUGCCUGUGAGCAAACAAGUACCUUUGUUCUUUUGCAGGAGUGCAAUUGGAUAAAUACAAACCUUAAGCAGAUUAUAAACGCGGUUUCUGUACUAUCACAUUGUUUACUGGGAGGUGUGACAGCAAUACCAGAAAAUUUGAGAGACACUGCUGAGGUUUUAGCGAAAGGAGAGGUUCCCAAUUUGUGGCUUCCCUCACAUAGCUGCCACAUGGCUCAUAACAUUGUCCCCUGGCUGGAAGGUCUGCACAGAAAGCAUGGACAGCUGAAACAGUGGGUGAAGAAAGGACUAAUGCCAUUUGCCAAUGAUGAAAAGGAAGCACUAACCUCCAUAAACCUUGGAGGACUGGUCAACCCAGAAGCCCUGCUUCUGGCACUGAAAGUGGAGUUUGCACUUCAUCAUGGAUAUUUAUUGCAUGAGGUUGAUCUCCUGUGUCACAUUGUAGAAUCUCCAGAAUGUAAACCUGACACUGAGUUUUAUCCGCUCUGCCUCAAGGGACUUGUUUUACAGGGUGCAGCCUGGGAUUUCCAAAAUAAUCUCCUGAAAGAAUCAAGGAACACAAUGCAUCCAUUACCAUAUGUCAUAAUAACGCCUAUACGUCUUGGGAAUAUAAAACCCAAGGAGGAUGGUACUGGAAUUUAUGACUGUCCCGUGUACAUGGACCACACAAUGCAAAAUUGUGUGAUGAGAAUCCCCAUGCCAUGCGCCCAGCCAGUAAGACAAUGGCAUCUAAGAAGGGUGGUCAUAAUCUUAAAUUCAGACCUUGGCAUCACAGUGUCAGGAAGGUCUGUAUUAGCAAUGAAACAAAUGCCAAGAAACAAGCCAAUAAUAAACUCGCUGACAAAAGUGGAUAAAUCAUUACACUCCAGAAUUUUCAACAGACCAGACAAGAAUGGGGAUUGUCUGUUAUCACCGGUGCAAGAACAGGAGAAAUUUAAACAAACUGAUAUAUUUUCUACAGAUAGCACUCCAACCUCUGAUGUAAUAGUUGAAAGGAUAGACAAGUCUAAAGAACCUAAGAAAAAUUUGGAAAUUGAUGUUAAUAAUGAGGAAAAAAUUAGUUUGGUUUCUGGUAAAAUUGUAGAAUCCAGUCAUGAAGAUGAGCAGCUCAUCAGAGAAGAUGUAAGUAAUGGACAUCAGAGAAACUCUGAGCCAGGUUCAAAAGAUGACAGCAAGGACCCGAACAUAGGGAUGUCAGAAGAAACAGGUUUCAUGGACUCUGAUAUAAAUGCAGGGAUUGAAAAUGAGCUCUUCAUUAAGGAAAAUGUAAUGGUGCAUAGAAAUAAUCAUGAUUACGAGGACUCUGAUAAUGAUGACCAUGGCUAUAACAAUGGUAACUUUCAUGAGUCAGAAAAUAUGGAAUACAGAGGAAACUUUGACAAAAAACAACUAGAUACCUUUCUUGAAAGUUUGGAAAGCAGUAAUGAUCAUGGACUCGCUGGAAAUCAAGUAGGAUUCAAUUACGAAGAGGAUUCAAUAAAAAAUCAUGAAGAAGACCUAGAUUAUAAAAAUAAUAGUAAACAUAUUAAUACUAAUGAUGACACAAGGGAGCAUGAUGAUUAUCAGCAAGAGAUGUAAAAUAUAAAAUAAGUCUGCAAAGGAGAAAAUUUGAAGUCCUAAAGUAAAAGAAAAUGUAAUGUAGUUCACAACUAUAAAUCAGAUUAAAAUGCUUCCUGUUGUACAUGUAUUGGACAAGUGCACUAUUUUCUAGUGAUACUUUUGCAAAAUGACAAAUAAUAUUCCUUUGCUAUGAAAUAU